Molecule: messenger RNA, 2280 nt
Organism: Arthroderma uncinatum
Lineage: Eukaryota; Fungi; Ascomycota; Eurotiomycetes; Onygenales; Arthrodermataceae
Exons: 4
Coding region: 1-2280 (759 amino acids)
Biological process (GO): regulation of DNA-templated transcription; DNA-templated transcription
Molecular function (GO): zinc ion binding; DNA-binding transcription factor activity, RNA polymerase II-specific; DNA binding
Source: RefSeq, a predicted model, not a curated record
AUGGCCCAACCACCCGGAACGCGCCGCCAAGCCAGAGCUUCCACCCAAUAUCAACGUCAACCGCAGAACUUCACGGCCUCGUCCUCGUCCCUCGCCGGCGCUUCAGCUGGACCGCUGGGAAACAGUCCGGCACACCCUCUGGCCGAGGGGAAAGUCGCUAUUCCCCGUCUCCUGGGCGCGGUGCAGCAGCCGCCGGCUCCAGACCGGAAUCGAGUGAAUCAUGCAUGCGAACCAUGCCGAAAACGCAAAUCCAAGUGCGAUGGUGUACAUCCGAUUUGCUCUCGUUGCAAGAACCAGGGAGUCGAUUGCAUGUAUGCAGACGGGAAGCGAGAAAGGCUGAAACGGCAGGUUUUCUUCCUAUUCCCUUUGUCUUUGUUUGAGGCACCGUCCCCAGCUGUCUGCUAUGCGCUUACCGGCAAGCUGUCUUUAUAUCUUUCUAAAGAGAAGUUUAGAAAUGCGCAAACGAUGGCCAUGAAGAUAAGCGUGUAUGAGAAACUCCUUACGAAUCUCAUGCCAAGCCAGAGUCCUGACAUUCAGCAAAACUCUUCUCUAGCCGAGGAGGACGUCUCGAUGUCAGAUGAAAAUUCUCCGCCUGCCGAUCAGACGAUUGAAGAUGAAAAUUCAGUGGUCUCUGCAGUUGCCUCUCCUCUACGAGGGUAUUCUGGACGCAGAAAGCCAGUGGAGUGUUUAGGGGAUGCUUCGACUGUCCGGUGGCUGGGCGCGCUUCUCGCAAAGCUGCAUUCGCCAAAUUUUAUCUCUGAGGCACAUAUCAUGUCAUUGGCCUCAUAUGAAUUUUCUUGGAAGUUCGAGACCUCACUGAAGAUAGAUGAAGUCAAUGAAAAAUGCACUUAUUUCUCUGGCGAGGUUGAACUGCCCCAACUGGCCAUAAUGGAUGAUGUGACCAUGCUACCGCCCAAAGAUGUUGCUGAUCUCCUGGUAAAUGCGUACUUCACCACGAUCCAUCCGCUGUUUCCCGUGCUCCCUAAAGUGAGGUUUCUAUCCAGAUAUAACUCAUAUUACCACAACAGGAGCGAUCCACUCACCGUUUACCCUUGGCUAGCUAUCCUGAAUAUGGUGCUUGCUCUCGGGUCCCUGUGGGCUCGCUAUACACAUGUACCGACUGGUGAAGUAGAGGACCAUGGCCUAUACUGUGCUCGAUCACAAGCCCUUGCACAAGGGAUAGUUGAUCCACGUACUUACCCUGGCACUUACCCUUCGAUAGAGCCCAUUCAACUUAUCGCGAUCAGAGGAAUGUAUCAGCUUGCCACUUACCAAGUUGCUGGAGCGUGGGCUUCAGUUACCACGGGAUUGAAGUUUGCCUAUACACGAGCUCUGAGUCUGGCAAACUCCGGACUCGAGCCUUCCAACGAAACAAAACAGCUCGAGGCAAGGGUUUGGCAUUCGCUUCAAUCUUUGGAGCAGUUUCUCUGUCUUCUAGCAGGAUUUCCGUCAGAGCUACAGGGUCAGCUGAUCCAUGCGAGUCAGCCUCAAGCUGGCCAACCUCCCCUUGCCAGCGGGCCCCCCUUGGCCGAUUUUGAUAUACCGUCUGUCGCCUCGGAGCUGGAAAUGUCCGCCGUCUACACUUUUGAUGAAGAAUUCCCGUCGAGCACGUUUAUAGCAGGGCUCCGGCUAGACGAACUUGUAGGCGAGACGCUUGCUUCCCUAUACGGCAUCCAAUCUCUCAACUACACCUGGGCACACACCCAACGCCUCAUAGCUGACCUGGAUAGCAAGCUAAAUCGCUGGCAGGGAGCCCUCGACCCGGGUUUUCCUUACCCUCUACAUCCAGUUGAUAUAUGCUGUCCUCCCUCUGUGAGCGUGACUUAUCUCUACCUCCGUUACAACAGCGCAAGGAUACUUAUCAAUAGACCCGCACUCUGUGACCCUUCUGAAUUAAUGUUAACGAUCCCAUACCAAUCCGAGGCAUCUCGCCAGAUGGAUUUAGAAGCAGCAACUCGCUGCGUUUCUGCGGCUAGACAGAUACUCCAGAUACUCCCGUCUAACAUGGAUCUUGUCGAACUCCAUGGCAAGACCCCCUGGUGGUGUAUAGUUCACUAUAUCGUUCAGGCUAGCUGCAUCUUAAUAAUGGAGAUAUCCCUCGAUGAGCCUCAUUUACCGUUGGAAAUCGACGAUCUCAUCAGCAGUUCGGAACGAGCUAUACGCUGGCUCUCGAUUCUUGCCGGCACAUGCGAUUCUGCGAAUAAUGCAUACAUCUGCAUAAGCAACCUACACCAUCUUGCACUAGCAAAGCGCGAAAGAGCAUCCCAAGAACAACUUUGA